Messenger RNA from Seminavis robusta, 2998 nucleotides. Lineage: Eukaryota; Bacillariophyta; Bacillariophyceae; Naviculales; Naviculaceae. The record is from the annotation of a GenBank genome assembly.
GGACGCCCUAGCGCUUGGAACGCUUUGUGAGCUAUGUUGCUGUGUCUCGAUCUCGUCUCUUCGUUCAUUGGCAAGCUAUGGCAAUAAUAAUUAAUGGCACACUUUGUGGGCAAAAGGCAUUCUGGACCUUCAAGUUUGAAAAAAGAAAAAAGGGAAGAACUUCAAGAAAAGAAAAGAGCAUGCCAGUCUUUGAACAUGGCUCUUAAACCAUGUUGUCCCGAACUCUUUGACACCAGCAACGUGUCGACCACCCACUAUAUAACUCCCAAUCGCAGAGCUAUUGCAACCACCAACAAUUUGUUACAGUACCUGGUACUUGUACAGUGUACCAGUACGUACAUGCCGCUGAAGCACUUGCCCUUCAAUUGCCAUCAAUUAUUGUGAAGCGGCUUUGGCGGGUGUGCAAGCAAGUAUGCAUAGAGACCAAAACUUACAAGCUUACUGUCAGUACCAGUACCGUGCAUUGCUUCGACUAUUUCUACUCGACUACUCGAGUCUCCCCACUGGUUCGCACAAGAGAGGACAUCAAAAGCGCUUGACAACCCGCCACAAAACAAAUUAGCUGGUGGGAGCGCAUUGUUGUUGGCUUUGCUUAUCCUCUUUGAGCUCUCACUUUUGGCAACCACACAACCACACACGGUUCCCUGUCAUGGCCAUGAGUCUCUUUGUGCAGCCACCGCUGAAGAAGCGUCGUCUCAACCCACAACCCACGCUGCUUGACUACUUUCCUGUUGUUAUUGGACAUGAUGAUGGCAAUGAUACAUGUGGUAGUACCAUCCGAGAGAAUUGGAUGUUUGGUUUUCUUCCAACAGAAGUUCUGCAAAAGUUUAUCUUCCCCUUGAUGACCGUUCAGGACUUGACCAACUUGUCACAGACUUGUCGUCAAGCGGCAUCUCUGGUGGAUACGUUCCGCGGUCCGUUGCCGUACAUUGUGCGGGAGGAGUUAUUGCCCCGAAAGCUUUCCUAUGUGAAUAUGGAACAUCAUAUGGGAUCACCCAAUGAUAAGGAUUGCGACUACUUUGAUGUGAGUCGGUCUCGCACGCUCCGCUUCUUGCUCAAAACAAGGCGUCAUCGCGUCGUUCAGGUACAAGUCAAGAUCGGUACAACCUUGUGGGCCGAAGUACUGAAUGAGUCCUUUCCAUGUGGCCCUCGUUACACCACGUGGGUGGAGGUCAAGAUAUACCGACAAGUCAAAGAGUCCCACAAACCAAACAUGACGCGUAUUCUACUCUUUGAGAAUGCCGUCUCCUACAACGAUGAUGAAGGAGCAAAAUACUACUACAUGGAAGGAUACCAGAAAACACCUCAAGAUCAGUGUGCCCAGGAAAUGAUGAAUUCCAAGCUCAGCAGCAAGUUAGUACCAGAUGCAUUGUGCCAUGGAAGGACGACUGCUGUGGAGUCGAUCAACUCCUCUGGCGGCAGCAAGGAAUCACUAUCCAUGGCAGUGGAAGGAAACCAUCGCGACUGUGCCAACUACAUUUGGAAGUGCGCCAACCGCAUUGCGGCUUCUCCAACACACUACAAUCUACCCAAUCUGGACUUUUUGAUUGAACAAGCCUUGCCACCGUCAUUGCACUGUUACCUACCCAACAAAUACGUCAUUGAUGACGUCCAAAAGUAUCUGGGACCCCUUCCCGAAGCCCUGUGGAAGCACCGCAAGGCUCCCUCCCCCCAGGCACGACGGCUGUUCUUGAAUGGAACCGGCAAUAGACGGCGUGACCAACAUGGGCAAUUGACCAAGGAAUAUCUAAUUCAUGAUAUUCCAUGGUACUCGGAAUGGUAUCCCAGGCGUGCAGUACUCUCGCCCCGCAACCUACUGCAGAGCUUGCCGCCAAAGUUGGCGGUCUCGCAUAUUGUACCCUUUCUGGACAAAUCGGAUACAGCCGCAUUGCGAGCAGUCUGCCCCAAGCUGGAAACUGUUUGGUGAAGAAAGUGGUGACUAGCUUCUUCUUUGUCAAAUAAAAAGAUGUCAUUGUUUGCCUGGAUGUUCGUUGUUGUGGGUGAAUUUUUUAUCGAUGCUUCACGCCCUUGCAGGUACAAAGGAUGCUUCAAUCAAAGACAUGGCAACAUACAUGUAUUCCUUGCUGUAGAAUAAGGAAACGGGUUCAUAUGGCAGCAAAAGUCAUUGACGUCAAAGCCUGGGUUGCAAUUCUGGCUCUCGCCAUGUUUAGCUGUCUUGCACACGCACACUUUUACUUGAGUGUACCGGUGGCCAAUGCUGCAACAACCUCUUCAAGCAACUGAAAAUGCAAGCAUCAGUAGCAGACAAUUCGCUUUGUUCUUGACCAUCAGUUGCAAAUCGCCCUUUGACCCGACAUGGCCCAACAGGCCGAGACUGGGUGAUUUGAAUAGUAUAUGGAAGCAAGUCGUUCGAAGGUUCAGGUCCAGCAACUUUCACAACAGUGAGGUUUGAGAUCAAACACACUCCAUGAUGCACAGCCAACCAUAGACUGAGAAGGGUGCGGAAAAGUUGAGGCACAUGUACUGACCCGGCAAUGGAGGGUGACGAGGAAAGGAGAGUGGGUUUUGGUUGGCUCCCCGAGAAGCAAAUCUUCGUUGCCCCUCCCGCUGGCUAGUGUGGAACAGAGUGAGAGAGGCUCCUUUGUCCUCUUUGUUCCCCUUCUUCCUGAAGCUUUAGAUGACUUGAUCUAUGACCUGUCUGCUGAUAUGGUAUUGCUGCAGGAUCAUAUGCAGUUCUACUACCUAGAAGUAUGUUGCACAAGAAGUAACCUCCUCCGGUCAACUGGAAACAAAGCCCUUCUGCUUCGUUUGCACAUGUACAUCUUUCUCGCAUCACAACGGAAGUGCUUCUAUCCCACCUACAAGGUUGCAGGUCACUUUGUGAUGCGCGCGGUACAGGCAGUAAACUUUGAACUUGGAGCUGACCAUGUAUGCAUACAGUAACGUGCUACCGUAUGCAAGCUACAAACUGCACUCCUACAACAACGGAAUGUGAAUAAUUAUGAAAGCUCUAAUAGGCGAUAUUCUUAUCUAUGGC